Messenger RNA from Plasmodium berghei ANKA, 4137 nucleotides. Its product is annotated as VAC14 domain-containing protein, putative. Gene Ontology annotation, biological process: phosphatidylinositol biosynthetic process; positive regulation of kinase activity. Gene Ontology annotation, cellular component: PAS complex; endosome membrane. The transcript has a single exon. Bases 1 to 4137 code for a protein of 1378 amino acids. Lineage: Eukaryota; Apicomplexa; Aconoidasida; Haemosporida; Plasmodiidae. The record is from RefSeq and is a predicted model, not a curated record.
AUGUUUCUGAAUAUAAUUAAAGGAUUAGAAAAAAAUGAUGAUAAAGAAAAUAUAAUAAACAUAAAUACACAGAAACUUUUAGGAGACAAAACAUAUGAAAAAAGAAAAAAAGGAGCACAAGAAAUAGCAGAAGAUAUAAAAUUAUUAUUAUUAAAAGAGGAAGCUGAAGAACAAGAACAAAUAAAUAUAAUAUUAAACCAAAAUAAUAAUGAAGAAAAUAAUAUAAAUGAGUGUAAAAAAAUAUCCGAAUCAGAAAUAAAUAUAAUAUCUAAAUUAAGCGAAAAAAAUGAUAUAGAUAUAAACAAUGAAUAUUAUUUUACUGAAUAUAAUGAUAAUUUAAAAACAAAUGAUAUUGAAGAAAAUAAAGAAAAUGAAAUAGGAAAAAAUAAGGAUCAAAUUAAAUCGCCAAACAUACAUAACGUUAAAUGGAAUAACCAAAAUUCUAAUAGUUUUGGAAUUGUAAACAAUGAUAUCACUAAUGCAACUGAUAAGGAUUUUGAAAAUAAAGAAAAGCCAAAAAUUGCAAAUCGUGAUGAAACAUCAAUAUAUGUAGAAAAUGAAGAAGAACAAUCAAAAUCUAUACAUGAUAAAAAAGAAAGUACACAUAAAGAUUUAAAUGAAGAAAAUUAUAUUUUAGGAGCUGAAAUAAUUAAAAAAUUAUUAUUAGAUAAAUGCAAAGAAAAUUGUGAUAUAGAUAUAGAAAUUGCAAAACCUAACGGAAUAAAUGAUUAUAUAAAAAAUAGUAUAAAAGGAAAUUAUAAUAAUAAAGAAGAAAAUGGAAAUUAUAUUCAAAAUGAUGAUAAUGAAAAUAAAAAAAAAAAUAAAAAAUCUUUGAAUAGCAUAUUAUAUGAACAUGAAAUAUAUCUUGAUCACCUGAACAAAAAAUAUCAAAAUAAAAAAAUUAUGGAAAUAUUAUAUUUUUUGAAUGAAAAAUUUAUUAAAAGUAUUAACAGUUCAGAAAGGUGUGGGGGGUUAAUUUCGCUAGCUUUUAUUUCGAUAAGUUUAGAAAAUAAAAUAAAAUAUUAUUUUUCUGAAAUAUUAAAAAUAAUAAUGUCGUGUGUAAAUGAUUCCGAUUCAAAGGUUCGUUAUUAUGUGUGCGAAAGUUUAUAUAAUCUUUGUAAAGUUUCAAAAAAUAUAGCUUUUAAUAAUAUUGAAGAAAUAUUUAAUUGCUUGUACAGAAUAUUUUCAGACACAUGCCCUAAUGUAAAAACUGGCGGGGCAUUUUUAGACAAUUUAUUAAAAGAUAUGACUUGUUCAUAUAAUAAUAUAUUUAAUGUAUAUAAAAUUAUUUACACAUUAAAAGAUAAUAUACAUAUAGAGAAUACAAAUGUUAGGCAAUUAAUUAUUUCAUGGUUAUUUUUUUUACAAAACAUACCAACUAUAGAUAUAUUUGAAUAUUUUCAUUUUUUUAUUCGAGAUUUGUUUUUAAUGUUAUCAGAUGAAAAUAAAGAUAUUCAAAAACAAGCAAACCAAUGUUUAGAUCUUUAUAUGGAUAAAAUUGUAACAUCAAAUUAUGAACAAUGUAAAAUGUUUUUUAAACAUAUAAUUCCUAUAUUUUUAAAAUUUUCAAGACAUAAAAAUCCAAUUAUUAAACAUAAAUGUUUAUUAUGGAUUUAUCAUUUUAUAAAUAUAUUAAAUAUCCAUUUUUAUAAUAUAUUUAAAUCGUCAAAAAAAAAUAGUUUUUUUAUGAUUGAAAUAUUAAAAAAAAUUAUUUGGUCAACUUCUGAUGUUAGCUUUGAUAUACAUUAUACAGCUCGAAAAUGUAAUGAACUGUUAAUAAAAUUUUUAAAAUUUUCAACUUUAGAAUAUUCAUUAUUAAUAACAGAAUUAGUAUGUAACAUAAUUAAAACAAAAAUUGAAAAUACACCUUCACAAUUUCAAAAUCAUAAACCAUUAUUACUACAAUAUAAUGAUCAAAUGGAUAAACAAAAAUCUAAUAACUCUAAUCAAUUAAAUGCAAAAUACAUUUCUGAUAAAAAAAAAAAAAAUGAAUAUAUAAAUAUAUUAGAGAAUAAAAAUGAACAAUUUUUUAAUAAUAUUAUUAUUUCUGAAAAAACAAAUAUACAAAAUAGUAGUAAACUUGCAUAUACAUUAUCAGACAAUAAAUUUAUAAAUAAAUCAUUUAUUGCUGAUAAAGAAGAUACGAAAUAUGAUUUGAAUAUAAAUGAAAAUGAUGAUAUCCAUUUAGUAAAUGAAUAUAAAUCACAAAAUGAUGAAUUAUUAAAUCGUGUUAAAGAUGAAGAUAUAAAUGAAAAGGAAAGAAAUUCGAAUCUUAUAAAUAAUAAUAACAACAAUUUCGAGGAAAGUAUAGAUAGAAACAUCAAUGCAAAUUGUACAAUUAAUAACAUAAAUCUUAGCGUAAAAAACCAAAGUAUAAUUCAAACUAAUAAUUUAGAAAAAGAUAAUAGUGAAAAAAAUAAACAAACAAAUUCAAAAAGGAGAGAUAGAAGUCAAAGUAUGUGUUCUAGUAUUAUGAAUGAUAGUAUAGACGAAUCCAAAUUUUAUUGUAUAAAUAUGCAAAAUAAAUGGAAUUAUAAUGAUGAAGAAAAAGUAGAAAAUAGUAAUACAGAAUUAUUAGAAUGUGAAAUAAAAAAUUCAUAUAUAAAUAAAAAAAAUGAUAGUAAUAAUUUAGGAAAUGAUAAAAAUAAACAAUUAAAUAUAAAUGAUGAAAAAGAUCAGAAUUAUAAUUUAGGGUUUAUGUAUAAUCAUGAAAGGUUAUUAAAUGAACUUAAAGAAAAAAAAAUAAUAUUGAAAGAUAGUAAAAAAAUGGAAUCAUAUUAUAUAAAUAAAAUAAUUAAAAAAAAAAAAAAUAAUAAUAAUAAUGAUAAUCAAAGUAUGAAUGCUAGUGAUAGCAGCAAUAGUUAUGAUGAUAAUUUGUUUUAUGAUAAUUUAGAAAAAAGAAAUAUAUACCCAAUUAUAAUGUGCUUACAAUGGCUAGCUGAAAUUUUAGUAUAUAAAAGCAAAGAAAUAAAAUCAUAUUAUAAUAAAAUAAUUGAUUGUGUUUUUUUAUGUUUAAAAAAUGAAGAUAAUAAAGUUUUAGUAUUAACACUUACAGUUAUUUCAGCGAUGUGUUCCACUGUUGAAAAUAAAUUCAAUUUUUAUGAAAACAUAAGUAGAAAUUUUAUUAAUUUGUUUAAACAAGAUGAAAGUUUAUUAAUACGUAAAGGAAAAGAAAUAAUACAACAUGUAUCUCGUUGUUUGAAUAAUAAAAAGUUUUUUGGAUAUUUAUGUUAUUUUUUAAUAUAUGAAUCAGAUUAUAUAUUUGUUAAUAAAAUGGUUCAAGUAUUAAAUUGGAUAUUAUUAACAUCAAAUGAAACAAAAUAUUUAAGAAAUUCUUUAUUAUUUCAAAAAGAUAAUUAUCCCUUAUUUUCAAUUAUAUUAAUUGCUUGGCUUAAUAAUUCUUUAUGUGCAAUAUCUUUUUUAUUAUGGUUACAAAAAUAUGAGUUAGCUUAUUUUAUUUGCUCUUAUUUAACACUAUUAGAUAUUAAUUCCGAUUUUUUUCAUCAAUUAGAUAACUUUAUUUUUUUAUUUGAAUCUCCAGUUUUUUCAAAACAAAGAUUGCAUCUAAUAUAUCCAAAAAAUUAUCCAUUUUUAAUCAAAUCAUUGAUGAUUCUAUCCUUAAUGUUGCCUCUUAACACAUCUAACAACAUAUUACAAAAAAGAUUGCAAAUUUCACAACUGUCUAUGUUAACAUACAAUGAGCAAGUAUCAACAUUUUUCGAUUCACAUAAUCAUAAUGCACAUUAUUACAAUAGUAAUAAAAUAGAAAAUCGAUUUUCUUCUAAUUCUGUUAAAAAUACAAAUAAUGAUAUUGAAGAAUCAAAUAAAACAGAAAGCAUCAAACCACAUAAUAAUGAACAAAAUAAUUUCGAAUUAAAUGAAUUGUUUAAUUUGGAAAAUGAUGAAAUAAUAAAGGAAAAUAGUAUAAUUGAAAAAACAGAGGCAGAAAAAAUUAAUGAAGAACAACAAUGGAAUAAUAAGUACUCUCAUUUGCUUAACAAUAUAAAAACUUAUCUUUUAAAUCAAGAUAAUACACCAAAUAAUAAUAUAUUUGACGAAAAUAAAGAACGAAAUGAAUUUAUAAACAUUUUUAAAGUCAUAUUGAAAAAACAUAGUCUAGUAAAAUAUUACAAAUAA